GGAUCUGAGCGUUGUUUUUGUCUAUACAUAAACACAACAGAUGGCAGUAUUUUGAGGUAAGAUUCUCCAAGAAAUGCGAUUGCUCUUCUACGACGAUCGAUCGGGUUGUUGAAUGGUGUCGACAGGCUGGCCCGCUUGCCACAUUCGUCGCUACACAGCAGAGAGCAGAGUGGAGGGGAGGCGAGCGCUCCCCUUGCGUCGGUCCGGUUGCAGGAUUGAGGAGCACCCUGCUAGCCACGGUGCUCUGCUCUGUUUCGCUUUGUCCUGUUCUUCUUUCCUUCUUUUUGUCUGGGUCGCACUGGUGUCACGGACUGGUUGAAAUCGGCGACCAACGGUCCGUGCACCGGUCAUAGAUCACCUUUAGUAUUCAAUUUGUCGGCCGAGGUGGAAACCGGCCCCGAGCACUUAUC
Molecule: messenger RNA, 410 nt
Organism: Aspergillus japonicus CBS 114.51
Lineage: Eukaryota; Fungi; Ascomycota; Eurotiomycetes; Eurotiales; Aspergillaceae
Exons: 1
Coding region: 113-319 (68 amino acids)
Source: RefSeq, a predicted model, not a curated record